AUGCAAGGAUAUACUGACUACAUGCGCGAUGCAGAAUACGACAAGCUCCUCUAUGCAAACUGCAAGAAAGGAGAGAACGAAGAGAAGGAAAAGGAAGAAGAACAAUGUACUGAAACACCUUCAAACUCCGGAGCGGCAUCAUGCAUUGAUGAUUUCCCAACCCAAGCUGAAGUUGAUUCUGAAAGACAUGUUGAAUUAGAAAAUUCUACCUAUUUUGUUUAA
Messenger RNA from Trichomonas vaginalis G3, 222 nucleotides. RefSeq lists its product as uncharacterized. NCBI's taxonomy places the organism in Eukaryota, Parabasalia, Trichomonadida, Trichomonadidae. The record is from RefSeq and is a predicted model, not a curated record. Bases 1 to 222 code for a protein of 73 amino acids. The transcript has a single exon.